Hermetia illucens (black soldier fly) is the source of this 2785-nucleotide messenger RNA. RefSeq names its product phosphoacetylglucosamine mutase (gene nst). Gene Ontology annotation, biological process: carbohydrate metabolic process; UDP-N-acetylglucosamine biosynthetic process. The record is from RefSeq and is a predicted model, not a curated record. Lineage: Eukaryota; Metazoa; Arthropoda; Insecta; Diptera; Stratiomyidae. Gene Ontology annotation, molecular function: phosphoacetylglucosamine mutase activity; magnesium ion binding. The transcript has 3 exons. The coding region runs from base 618 to 2282 and encodes 554 amino acids.
UUGUCUCCCUUCGCUCUGCCUUAUGCAACCAGAUGAAAAACUCGUAUCGCGGCCACAGCAAGACCACUAUUAUCCAAUUCAAUAUCAAGCUCCUUUGUACCUGUGCUUUGGAUAAUUUAAAAAUAGUGGACUUUCACUUUUGAGUACGACCAUCGCGGCAAACACGGCGUCUCUCUCCCAUGCCACCCGCACCGGUUAAAUCAGAGCGAGAGGAAACGCCUAGGUAGCCGCCAGCAACGCACUCCAUCGUAUUCUUUCACAAUGCGUUACUCACUGGAUCGACUUUCUGACAAACCGAAACGUCAGAGUUCUCAUAGGAACCUAGUCUUCAGUCUUAUUGGAAUCGUUGGGGCGGGUGUGUUCUGUCUGGCGGUUUGAGUAUUUUCGCGGUACUGGUGGGCACUGAGCGGUCGUUGGUCUUCGUUUCAUCUCGGCCUUCCAGCAGAGUUGCGGUUGCUCGCGCAAAGACUGGUUUUUUAUUCGGGCUCGACCGUUGCUGGGGCAAAUCAACUUUUUUGGUGAAACUUUGUUACAAAACGUGCCCGUCGCGUGUGAAGUGCAUUUCCACAGGUUCCGAUAGUGAAAAGUUAUAAAAGGCCAGUGCACCUGUCGCAAUCAUGUCAGUCAAUUUGCGGACAGUCUAUGCGUUUGCUCGAGAAAUGUAUCCGAAACGGGUCAACAAAGAUAUCCAGUACGGAACGGCCGGCUUCCGUGGAAAAGCAGAAGACCUAGACUAUGUGAUGUAUCGGAUGGGUUUAUUGGCCACCCUAAGAUCACGUCAAACGAAUGGCCAAGUGAUUGGUGUCAUGAUCACUGCUUCACACAAUCCCGAACCUGAUAACGGAGUAAAACUAAUUGAUCCGAAGGGUGAAAUGCUUGAACCUCGCUGGGAAAAACUUGCAACUGAUCUGGUCAACGUUAGUGACUCUGAAUUGGAAGCACAUGUGACCAAACUCAUAGCGGAUGAAAACAUUUCAAUAACGCAAUCUUCGCACGUAUUUGUCGGCAUGGAUAAUAGAUAUCACAGUCCACGGUUACUGAAAGCUGUGGCAGAUGGCGUUAUCGCCUUGAAAGGAUGUGUUAAAGAGUUCGGAAUCCUUACUACGCCUAUGCUACACUAUUUAGUAGUUUGUGCAAAUACAAGAUGUGCCUACGGUAUGCCUACAGAAGAAGGAUACUACAAGAAAUUGAUAACAGCUUUUGAGGACUUACGAGGCGACACUCUUGAUAAUGGAAACUAUAAGAACCUGCUUCUGUUUGAUGGUGCCAAUGGAGUGGGAGCACGGAAAAUGUUGCAAUUUCUUAAAAGAAUGAAAAACUCACUAAAUGUUAAUGUGUUCAACAGCGGACAAGGGAAAAUCAAUCAUGAAUGCGGCGCAGAUUAUGUAAAAGUUCAGCAAUGUGCACCAUCUGGAAUGCCAAUAGCAGAACCAAAUACCCGCUGCGUAUCUGUGGAUGGUGAUGCGGACCGUGUUAUGUACUUUUUCACGGAUGAGAACGGCGUGUUUCAUCUAUUAGACGGAGAUCGAAUAGCAACACUCAUUGCCGGCUAUCUUAUGGAUAUGGUUAAAGAGUGCGGAAUUGAAUUGAAUCUAGGGCUUGUGCAAACCGCAUAUGCCAACGGCGCCUCGACAAACUAUAUUGUGAAUGAAUUACAAAUACCCGUCUCAUGUGUACCCACCGGUGUCAAGCAUUUGCAUCACAAGGCGCUCGAUUACGAUAUCGGUGUCUACUUUGAAGCAAAUGGUCACGGAACAAUUGUCUUUAGUGAAAAGGCCAAGCAAGAAAUCAAAGAUGUAGCAGAAAACAGUGAAAACAAUCAACAUAAAGCAAGCGCAUCACGAUUUCUCAAAAUUAUUGAUUUAAUUAACGAAACAGUUGGAGAUGCCAUAUCAGAUAUGCUUCUAGUCGAAACUAUUUUACAGGCCAAGGGCUGGGACCUGAAACAAUGGCUUGCAACAUACACGGAUCUUCCAAAUCUACAACUUAAGGUUAAAGUGCAAGAUAGAAAUGUUAUAACGACAACCGAUGCGGAGAGGGUCUGUGUCACCCCAAAUGGUUUACAGGAUGAAAUCAAUAAGGUGGUAGCGAACUAUAAGAAGGGAAGAUCUUUUGUGCGACCAUCUGGAACGGAGGAUGUUGUGCGAGUGUAUGCUGAAGCUGCAACCAAAGAUGAGGCGGACCGACUGGCCUAUGAAGUAGGAGUCUUAGUUCAUAAGAUGGCAGGCGGAGUAGGUCCGGAACCAGUGCAACCCGAGAAAAAAAUUAUUGCUCAUAUUUAAUUCAACUGUAAACAGAGAGAUGUUGUACUUGACUUAAUCAAAUCAUUAUUAGGAACAAAGUAAAAAGUGGCUUCACUACGUGUUUAAAAACUAUCUACGCAUGAAUUUCAUUACCAAUUAAAAUUAGAUUUUAUUAUCAAAACCAAGGAGAAUUUAAAAUAUGAAAUUUCGACACUUUUUUUUUUUCUAUUUUCUACUUAACUAUGUUUAUACUUAAUAAAAUGAGAUUAGCCAAACCCAAUAACUUAUUGAUUAUUGAAUAUUGAAUUUUAUAUCAAUCUAUUAGAGAACUGCUAUUUAAUGAUUGUUGAAUUUGCAUUCCACUGCCAAGUGUAGAAUUUUUGCAAAAUGGAAAAUUUAGAGAAGACAUUUUUGUAAUUAGCAGACGGAGAGUGAUCGUUUUAAAGUGUAACCAGAAAUGGAUUUGUAUUUAUGAUAUGUUUCCAUGGGAAAUGUGGAAAACAAUGAUGGACAGCAACAAAAAUAAAUUUAUAACAACAGAA